UGAUACUGAGUCACCUUUGAACUCUCUCUCUUUCUCUCUCUCUCUUUCUCUGACAUACACACACCACACGCAACACUCACACACAACUGCACAAGAGCGUAGAUUUAUAAAUGACGGUAGAGUGGAAGAGUUCAAUAAAGUGUUUGUAAAAUAUACAGCUUUACAUAUAUAUUGUUCCAACGAACUCUCCGUUUCAGACUAGAUGUAAGCAGCAUACAUCUUUCUUCUACUUCUUUAAAUUCCCAUUUCUUUUUCUCAUUGAUUUUCGUAGAUUUAAUGAGUGCGGAGGAAAUGGCGGCGCCGUCAGCUCAACAACCACAGUUUAUGACCAGUGGUGGGAGCAGGACAUAUCCCAAUGAAUCACUUAUUGAGAAUAUUGAAGUUGAUCAGAUUGUUGUACCUGAUAAAACGAGCUGGAAGAACUUGUUUGCAUAUAUGGGUCCUGGCUUUCUUGUUUCCAUUGCCUAUAUUGAUCCUGGAAAUUUUCAGACUGAUCUGCAGUCUGGAGCUCAGUACAAGUACGGGCUACUCUGGAUUAUAUUGUUAGCUUCAUUCGCUGCUCUUAUCAUCCAAUCCCUUGCAGCAAACCUAGGAGUUGUUACAGGAAAGCAUUUAGCUGAGCAUUGUCGACAGGAAUAUCCUAAGAUCCCAAAUUUUAUUUUGUGGAUUCUUGCAGAGAUAGCUAUAGUCGCAUGUGACAUCCCUGAAGUUAUUGGAACGGCAUUUGCUCUGGACAUGCUCUUCGGAGUACCGCUGUGGAUUGGUGUGCUGAUUACGGGACUUAGUACUAUGGUUCUUCUAUUACUGCAGCAGUACGGGGUAAGAAAACUUGAGAUCCUGAUUGCUUUCCUUGUCUUUACAAUUGCUGGCUGCUUCCUUGCCGAGCUUAAAUAUGCAAAGCCCAACUCAUCAGAAGUUUUACGUGGCCUAUUUAUUCCCCAACUCAAAGGAAGUGGAGCAACUAAGCUGGCUAUUUCACUUCUUGGUGCUAUGGUUAUGCCGCACAAUCUUUUCCUCCACUCAGCUCUGGUGCUUUCAAGGAAAAUCCCACGAUCUGUCAAUGGCAUCAAAGAGGCAUGCAGAUUUUAUUUGAUCGAGAGUGGUCUUGCUUUGAUGGUUGCCUUUCUCAUAAAUAUCUCAGUCAUCUCAGUAAGUGGCGCUGUUUGCAAUUCGCCAAAUCUGAACUCAGACGACCUCCAGAGCUGCCAAAACUUGGACUUAAAUGAAGCUUCAUUUUUACUCAAGCAUGUCCUAGGCAGUUGGAGUUCCAAGCUUUUUGCAAUUGCUUUGCUGGCAUCAGGUCAGAGCUCUACCAUAACUGGCACAUAUGCAGGACAAUAUGUUAUGCAGGGCUUUCUUGAUUUACGGCUGAAGCCAUGGAUUAGGAACUUUUUAACUCGAUGCUUAGCUAUUGUCCCUAGUCUAAUUGUUGCAAUCAUUGGUGGAUCUACUGGGGCUGGAAACUUGAUCAUCAUAGCAUCGAUGAUCUUAUCGUUUGAACUUCCUUUUGCACUAAUUCCACUUCUCAAGUUCACAAGUAGCAAGACCAAGAUGGGGUCAUAUGCCAACACAGUGGCGGUCUCGACCACCACUUGGAUCAUCGGGUCGCUAAUCAUGGGCAUCAAUGUCUACUAUCUUGCUGACAAGUUAGUCUCUUCUCUUCGUCAUAGCCACCUUAACAUCGUUGGCACCGUCUUUUGUGGGUUGUUGGGAUUCUUGGCUAUGCUAAUUUAUUUGGCUGGCAUUGGCUAUUUAGUCAUCCGGAAAAACAAGGAGGGCUCCCACCUUAUCGCUCUAACGGCUUCUGAAAGUCGUGACAUGGCCAACAGUGUGGGUGACGCAUCGGUGUAUACCCUACCUAGAGAAGAUAUAGUAGAUAUGCAAUUACCUCAAAGGAGGACUAGUGAUGAUCUUGAUUGAAGUCACUCGCUGACCUAACUAAGCCACAACCUUUUUUGUCGAAAGACAUUAGUGGUAAUAAUUUUGAGGUUGUUGGACGCUGAUGAUUUUUUCUUGACAAAUGCAUCUAAUCUUUAGAAGCUUUUUAUGACCUUAGAUUUGGUGCGGUGCAUAGAUGCUAACAGUUAGAUCAUGCAUGACAUCGACAUUGUUUCUAUAAAAAUCAUAUUCUGCUCCAA
Messenger RNA from Sesamum indicum (sesame), 2138 nucleotides. RefSeq names its product metal transporter Nramp1. Gene Ontology annotation, biological process: iron ion transmembrane transport; manganese ion transport. Lineage: Eukaryota; Viridiplantae; Streptophyta; Magnoliopsida; Lamiales; Pedaliaceae. The record is from RefSeq and is a predicted model, not a curated record. Gene Ontology annotation, molecular function: manganese ion transmembrane transporter activity; cadmium ion transmembrane transporter activity. Gene Ontology annotation, cellular component: plasma membrane.